Molecule: messenger RNA, 1014 nt
Organism: Arachis stenosperma
Lineage: Eukaryota; Viridiplantae; Streptophyta; Magnoliopsida; Fabales; Fabaceae
Exons: 3
Coding region: 1-1014 (337 amino acids)
Source: RefSeq, a predicted model, not a curated record
AUGGCCUUGACAAAGUCUUGGGUGAUAAGGCAGCUAAAUGUGAACAACGCAUUCCUGCAUGGAGAAUUGGUAGAAGAAGUGUAUAUAAAACAGCACAAAGCUGAACAAGGUUCUUUAUGGGUUAAAACAAGCCCCAAGAGACUGACCUAUAUACUAGUGUACGUGGAUGAUAUAAUCAUCACAGGUGAAUCAGAGAAGCUAGUAAAAGAAGCAAUUGAGCAACUGAACGCAAAAUUUGUUCUCAAAGACAUGGGGAGUCUUCAUUACUUCCUUGGCAUUCAGGUGGAAAGAUCUAAAGCUGGUGAUUUGCUCUUAUCACAGCAGAAGUACAUUGGUGAAAUUCUAAAAAAAGCUGGCAUGGCUGGUUGCACAAGCUGUCACACCCCAUUGCCUUCAACUGUAAAAUUCUCAGCUUUAGGUGGGCCACAAUUCGUAAAUCUUCAGCUAUAUAGGUCAGUAAUUGGAAGCCUUAAGUACCUGGCAAUAACAAGGCCAAAAAUCUCUUACAGUGUCAACAAAAUGGCACAGUUUGUUCAAGCUCCUUUGGAUGUUCACUGGCAAAUGGUAAAAAAGAUCCUGAGAUAUCUCAGUAGCACAAGACACUAUGGACUGUACCUGAAGCAAGAAAACUCGAUGCAAAUCGCUGUAUAUAGUGAUUCAGAUUGGGCUAGAGAUCCAGAUGACAGGAAGUCUACAAGCGGGUACUGCUGUCACUUAAGAGAAGCACCAUUAAUGUACUGUGACAAUCUGAGUGCAGUACUAUUAGCAGCCAAUCCAAUCCUUCACUUAAAGUCCAAACACUUUGAAAUAGACCUUCACUUUGUAAGAGGUCAUGUAAACAACAAAAAUGUCAAAAUCAGCCAUAUUCCAGAAAUCGUUCAGGUAGCUGAUGUUCUGACAAAAGCAGUACCCUCAGAAAAGUUCUUGCAGUUCAAGUACAGGUUGAAUAUUGUUGAAAUGGAGAGCGAUGAUCAACAGGCUAAUCAAGAAAUAAGAACUAGCAGCAACACCUAA